Messenger RNA from Dermacentor silvarum, 1054 nucleotides. RefSeq names its product cleavage and polyadenylation specificity factor subunit 4. The transcript has a single exon. The record is from RefSeq and is a predicted model, not a curated record. The coding region runs from base 140 to 985 and encodes 281 amino acids. Lineage: Eukaryota; Metazoa; Arthropoda; Arachnida; Ixodida; Ixodidae. Gene Ontology annotation, molecular function: RNA binding; zinc ion binding.
GGUUGCGUUCUUGAUUGGUGUCCCAAUUGUUGGUGCUGCAAGUGCUCGUUAUUGCGCGUAACAUUUGCUCUCGGGAAGACUGAGCUGGUAAUUAACGCACACUGGUCGCGGAAUCCAGCAGUCCCCAACUACGUCUGCGAUGGAAGAGAUAGUAGCCAAAGUAGGAAACGUUGUCUUCGAGCUGGAGGUGGCCCUCGAUCGACAGCUCGGCGCGCUUCCACUGCCUUUUCCCGGCAUGGACAAGUCUGGAGCAGCCGUGUGCUGCUUCUAUCUGAAGGGCAGCUGCAGCAAAGGAUCCGCAUGUCCCUUUCGGCAUGUUAAGGGCGACCGAACCGUGGUAUGUAAACACUGGCUGCGGGGUCUUUGCAAGAAGGGCGACCAGUGCGAAUUCCUUCACGAGUUCGACAUGACGAAGAUGCCGGAAUGCUAUUUCUACUCGCGUUUCAACGCAUGUUGUAACAAGGAAUGCCCAUUUCUGCAUAUAGAUCCCGAAUCCAAAAUGAGAGAUUGCCCCUGGUAUGACAGAGGGUUUUGCCGGCACGGCCCACUCUGUCGCAAUCGACACACACGGCGCGUGAUGUGUAUCAAGUAUCUUUGCGGAUUUUGCCCCGAUGGACCCGAGUGCAAAUUUAUGCACCCCAUGUUCGACCUGCCUGUUCUAGACCCUGUGCCGCAAGGGAAGAACAUCGUCUGUCAUUAUUGUGGUGAGCCUGGGCACAAGGCAUUAUUUUGCCAAAAAAUGCCCAGUGAUACGCGCGAGGAGCAGCAGUUUCGUAUGCAGUUCCACAAUCACCACGGCGGAACGCACCGACGCGACCACGACGACGGUGGAGGAAACAACACUGGACGAGUGCAACGAGGCCUCAGACCACUGGAUCAGGUCACCUGCUACAAGUGCGGCGAAAAGGGACACUAUGCCAACAAGUGCCCCAAAGGCCAUUUGGCUUUCCUCAGCAGCGCACUUCGAAAUUCCCCGCACGUGUAAAGCUGGCGCACGCAGUGCAUCGCAAUAUUUGGCGCUGUUUUGUAUGUUUCAAUUAAUAAAAAAGCUUUG